Meloidogyne enterolobii is the source of this 1662-nucleotide messenger RNA. Lineage: Eukaryota; Metazoa; Nematoda; Chromadorea; Rhabditida; Meloidogynidae. The record is from the annotation of a GenBank genome assembly.
AUGUUUUUACAUGUCAUUCAAUCAGUCGAAAAAGCAUUAAAAUUUAGAUGGCUAAAUUUUGAAAAUUUUGAUCCAGACGAAUACGAAUUUUACGAAAAAGUAGAGAAUGGCGAUUUAAAUUGGAUAAUUCCUCAAAAAGUUUUGAGUUUUUGUGGUCCCCAUGACAAAACAUAUACAACAGAUAAUGGUUACCCAUAUCAUUCACCUGAAGUUUAUUUUGAUUAUUUUAAUAAAAAUGGAGUAACAACAAUUAUUAGAUUAAAUAGAAAAAUAUAUGAAGCAUCUAGAUUUACAAAAGCGGGUUUUGAUCAUCACGAUCUUUUCUUUAUUGAUGGAACUACUCCGAGUGAUGAUAUUGUUUUGAAGUUUAUUGAAGUUGUGGAUAAUGCUAAAGGGGCGGUUGCCGCGGGACUUGGCCGGACAGGCACUUUAAUUGCCUGUUGGAUGAUGAAGAAUUUUAGAUUAACAGCUCCACAAUGCAUGGGUUGGUUACGAAUUUGUAGGCCCGGUUCAGUAAUUGGACCUCAACAACAAUUUUUAAUUGAAAAACAAUCCUGGUGUUGGCAAUUGGGACGUGAAAAUAAAAAACAAAUUUCUUUAGAAAAAGAGGAUAAUGAUGAAACAUUUUCCUCCAAAAAUAAAGAAGAAAUAAUUAAAAAUGAAAAAGAAUUUAUUAAUAAUAAACAAUUGUGGAAUGAAAGAAAAACUUUUGAAGAAGAGGAUGACGAAAAAGGUAAAAGCCAAGGUGAUCGUUUAUGUGAAAUUAAAGCAGCAAGACAACAUCGUCAAUCGUCUAAACAAAAUUUUGGAAGGAGUAAUAGUAGAUUAAGAUCAAGUGAAGAAUCUGUGGGUGAAAGAGAUGAAAUAAUUUUAACUAAUCGUUCACCUGAAAGUUUUGAGGUUAAUACCAUUUUGGAAUAUAAAAAAGAAGAAUUGUCAUUUCCCCCUCCUCAAACAUCACUAACAACAACGCCGAUAAAACAAUUAAAAUUGAGUACAACAAAUCCGUCAAAAAUUGAAAAUAAAAUAAAAAUUGAAGAAAAUAUUUUAAAAAAGGAAAAUGAAAAGAAAUAUUUUUCUAGAAAAGUUCUAAAAAAUCAAAAAAUUUGUGGAGGAAUUGGAAAAAAUUUGAAUACAAAAAUACCUAUUAAAAAAGUCUCAGUUUCAACAAAUUUUGAUAAUUAUACAAUUGGAGGUGUUAGAUCUAGUAAUUCUGCAAUUCCAAGAAGAAUACAUUUUAGUAAUUCUCGUUUUGUGAAGACAUAUUUACCUGUUGGAUUAGAAGGCACAACCGCUACAUCCUCGUCGACAGCAGCCUCUUCCUUUGAUCGGGCAUUAACUAGACAAUAUGCAAAAAUAAAUGCAAAUACAAAACAAGCUACUACAAAAAUAUUAGAUGAUUCUUCCUCUUCAAAAUUUCGGUCGCCAAUUGACGGUCCUUUAUCACACCAAACAAAUUGUAAAUAUGAAUUACGUCCUCGUAGUCAACUAAAUAUUCCUUCAAGAUUUUUAACUAAUAAUAAUUUAAAUAAUUCACAAAAACAAAGUUCUCGCCGUUCUGUUUUAACCAGCAAAGUUGAAACAAUUCGACCAACAACAACAACUAAUCAAAACACUUCAGUUCCAUCAACCUCUGUUGCAGCAUUUGUCUCUCGCCUUUAA